UAGCUAAAAAAAUAGACUGUCCUAGAUUUACACCUAUAAAUUUAUCAGUUCAUCGACCGCCAGUCCAUGCAAAUAAAAGGUCGAUAAACGAGAACAUGUAUUUUCACUCGUCUGGAGAUUCAUUGAAAAUGAGAUCGGAUUAAAAAAUCAUGUUGUGUUGCAAGAUUGACCUAGAAUAUUAAUGAAUAUUAUCCGCAACAGACCGAAACACAGCGUACACUUAUCGCAAGGGUGUUUAGAAAACAAGAUGGCAGCUGAUACAGGCAAAUCUGUAACACUGUAUUAUUUCCCAGGUUCCUAUUACAGUUUAAAGGUUUUGCAUGCUCUUUAUGAAAAAGACGUAUCUUUCAAGGAGAAACAUAUAUUCAUUGUUUUGGGGGAGCAAAAUGAAGAGUGGUAUCUGAAAAAGAAUAAUAUGGGGGAAGUCCCGUGCCUAGAGAUUGAUGGGAAAUGUACCUCCGAAUCCGAGGCUAUUAUUGACGUCAUCGAUCAAACCUUUCAUUCCGGUGGGAAACUUGUACCGGAUGUCAAGACGGCGGUCGGAAACGAGGUUAAGACUUUCCGGAAGUUUCUUCAUGACAUACCUAUUGAUGUCAUCACAUAUGGCGUGUUUGCAAACCGCGAAUUCUGUGUUGACAGGAGCUAUCUUGAUAAAUUACCAGCUAAGGUCACAGCAAGGGCGGAGAUCAGUAAAAGAUUUUCAGGAGAAGUAACUCAUCUUAUAAAGGUCAGUGAAGCGUUGUCACCGGAAAUGAAAGAAACUAUUAAUGCUAAGAUUGUCAAGGUUUCGCGGAAGCUUGCAAACGUAUUAAAUAAAGAAGAGGUCGCUAAAUGUCUCAAUGAACUAGAAGAUGUUUUUAACAAAAUUGCAGAGCUGUUGGAAAAGAAUACACGAGAGCAUGGUGAUGCAAAUGACACGUGGUUAUUCGGUCCAGCUUUUACCGCUGCCGAUAUUACUGCGAUAGGAUUAAUGAUUCGGUUGACCUUCAUCGGAAUCGCACCCCGAUAUUUUUCGAUCGAUAAACGACCAAUUGUGCAAGCGUACUACACACGAGCGAUGCAAAGACCAAGCGUAAAGAAAAUCUUAGAAGUCAUGGAUGCUGCUCCAGGCGCAAUUAUGAGGAGUUUCAUAAAAAGCAAAGCACUCAAAGUCCUUAAAUUUGCUAUUGCUGUUGGAGUAGUGGCUCUUGGGUAUGUCGGAUUCAAAAAAACUCAGACAGUGAACUUGUUGCCUGAUGAGAAGGCUUGAACUUUGUUCUUAACAGGAAAUUGUAGUAACUUUUGGAUUGAAAACAUUAAAUUGGAUUAUAGAAAUGGUUGACGAAAACAAAAACACACAAUAAACACAGUAUACGCUAAGUUGACAGGAGAUCAAGCUUGCUCGUAGGAAGUUUUAAUACAAGACCGAUCCUUCCGCAUUAAAAAAGUAAACACACUAAUAAAUGUUUUCUUUGAGAACUGAACUUUGCAGAUUCGUUUGCAAUUUAGACGUAGAUGAUUGUAUACAGUUUUUACAAAAAAGGCCCUGUCUAGUAAGGGCCUGGGGAAUGUAAUUCUUUGCAUGGUGACUUGUUUAUCGUGAAAUCGUCUUACCGUUACCGGAGCAAAAUAAUUUAGCAUUAGCUUCACGAGAAAAUAUUUGGAUUUUAACCGAAAGAACAUUUUAUUGUAGAUAUCAUUUCAGGAGGUUUUUUUUAAUCUUUUCCUCACAAAAAAGUAUUUAUGUGGCUAUGUCAGUAUGUGAUGUGUAUCUAUAUCUUGUAAAGUCAGGGAAAUUAAUACUAUUUCAGUUAUCCCGUUUGUUAUCUCUGCCACUGUGAUUGAAGAGCCAUCCGCCUCUAAUCGUACAAAAUAAUGUAAGAAACAGAAAAUGAAAAGUACAUGGUUUUUUUGUUUGUUUGUUUGUUUUGUUGUUUUUUUUGUGUGUUGUUUUGUUUGUUUUUUUUGGUUGGGUUUAACGUUGCACCGACACAAUUCUAGGUCAUAUGGCGACUUUCCAGCUUUGAUGGUGGAGGAAGACCCCAGGUGCCCCUCCGUGCAUUAUGUGCAUUAUUUCAUCACGAGCGUGCACCUGGGUAGAACCACCGACCUUCCGUAAGCCAGCUGGAUGGCUUCCUCACAUGCAGAAUUCAACACCCCGAGUGGGGCUCGAACCCACAUCGAUGAGUGGCAAGUGAUUUGAAGUAAGCGACCUUAACCACUCGGCCACGGAUGAAUGUGAGAUUAUGACUUUUAAAGGACAAGGAAAGCCUGACAAUAAGUUCAUUUCAUAUGAAAGCCAUUCUCAAGACUUUCAUAACGCUGAAUGAAUUUUUAAAAUCGUACCACUAUCGAAAAAGAUAUGACAGUUUGAAAUUUAGGAAAAUUGCUGAUCCAUGGAGGCAGCCUUUUGUGUGUUUAUGAAAACACUGCUGAAUUCUUUAUUUAGCAAAUAACUUUUUAAACAGAUUAAUUGUAAAUGUGUUUUUUGUAGUGUAAAACAUGGUAAUUUCUUUUAUUAUAGUUGAAAAAAAAGUAGAGAAAUCAUUUUACAGAAAUAAGUAAAUACAAUUCAAAUAUG
Mercenaria mercenaria is the source of this 2560-nucleotide messenger RNA. RefSeq names its product ganglioside-induced differentiation-associated protein 1-like. NCBI's taxonomy places the organism in Eukaryota, Metazoa, Mollusca, Bivalvia, Venerida, Veneridae. The coding region runs from base 182 to 1249 and encodes 355 amino acids. Gene Ontology annotation, biological process: mitochondrial fusion; mitochondrial fission. Gene Ontology annotation, cellular component: mitochondrial outer membrane. The record is from RefSeq and is a predicted model, not a curated record. The transcript is spliced from 5 exons.